AUGAAAGAAAGGAGUAUGUUUACCAAAUCGCGACUCGCGAGCAAAGCGAAAGUGGUCCAAGGGAAUUUCACCAACACAGGCGUAAAUGAGAUGAAAUGGCUGAGCGUUUGGGUGGACAAAUCGUGGCAACAUGUGGAUCUCAUCCCAAGAUUACCAAGAACUUUCAUCUCCUUCUCAAUUUGCCUUUAA
Messenger RNA from Botrytis porri, 189 nucleotides. RefSeq lists its product as uncharacterized. Lineage: Eukaryota; Fungi; Ascomycota; Leotiomycetes; Helotiales; Sclerotiniaceae. Bases 1 to 189 code for a protein of 62 amino acids. The transcript has 2 exons. The record is from RefSeq and is a predicted model, not a curated record.